This is a messenger RNA of Corticium candelabrum, 2822 nucleotides long. Its product is annotated as condensin complex subunit 3-like. Gene Ontology annotation, biological process: mitotic chromosome condensation. The transcript is spliced from 13 exons. The record is from RefSeq and is a predicted model, not a curated record. Gene Ontology annotation, cellular component: condensin complex; condensed chromosome. Lineage: Eukaryota; Metazoa; Porifera; Homoscleromorpha; Homosclerophorida; Plakinidae. The coding region runs from base 11 to 2773 and encodes 920 amino acids.
CCAAGUCGAGAUGAUGAGUGAAAUAGCAGCGGUGUUUGCUGAGGCGCAACGCAACGUUUACUCUCACAAAAAGCUGCAACAGAAACUUGUUCAUCUUAGUGCAAAAUUGUUUGCGAGCGACGAUGCAUUUUUCGACGCCGUUUUCUCUACCGUUCGUCACAUGCUGAUCGUUUGGGAGCGCGAAGCAGCUGUAGAUCGACUCGUAGACUUUACGGCCGGUCUAGCAGCUCAGUUUGUCGAUCCGUUCGAUGCUGUUUCGUUUUUUCUCAACAAAUUGUUGUGUUUGAGUGAAUGUGCCGAGAAGGCGGUAAGAUUUCGCUCGACACAACUGAUUGGUCGACUGUUGGAUGCCAUGGAUACGGACGGCCAGUUGGAUGACGAACUGUGGGAGCGACUGCAGUCGAGUUUGCUAGCGAGAGCGAAAGAUAAAAUGCAGGCAAUUAGAAGUGUUGCUGUGGCAGCGAUGGAAAGGCUACAGGAUCCGGCCAAUCCACAUUGUCCGAUUAUCGAGACGUACCUACGACUGGCAGAGACAGAUUCAAGUCCUGAUGUGAGAAAGUCAGUUCUUGAACACAUUGCUAUUCAGUCUAUAGUCACCAAGGAAUGUGUUAUUCUACGUACAAGAGACACAAGCGAGGUCGUCAGGAAAGUGGCCUUCAAAACGCUAGGAGAGCAGAUUACUGACAUCAAAUCGUACACGAUAUCCGAACGUAUUCAACUGUUGCAAGACGGUCUUUCGGAUCGCAGCGAAUCUGUUCGAAAAGCCUGUCACGAUUCUCUUCUCCACACAUGGAUGAAAAGCAUUCAGUACAACGUGUGUGAGCUGCUUGAUCGAUUGGACGUUGAGAAUUCAUCCGAUGUGUGUCAACUUGUCAUCAACGAAUACUUCAAGUCAUCGAAACUGGACUCACUUGUUGAUCAGUUUAUGCAACUGGGAAUGCUUGAGGAGAACGCGGACGUUUCGGGUUGUUGUAUUGUGUCGAAGGCGAGUGAGUUGACGAGUCCGUUGGUGAUGUAUUGGAGAUGCUUGUGUCAGUGUCUUACUCAAUCGAAAGAGCAGGAUCUGUUGGAUAGGAUACUACCAGAUGCAUCAGUUGUGUGUCGUUUUAUCAAGAGUUUUGUUGACGAACACUUAACAAGCGACGUGUUGCGAAUGCCGGAGUUGUCCUUGACCGUCGACUUCAUUCUGAAACAAAUGCUCGCUAUAACGUCAUUCUGCGAUCUCUCAGACGAAGUGGGACGGCGCUCGUUUAAUGCUUUAUUACGCUCUUUGCUAUUGAACGAGUCGUUGCCUCUCGGAGUGAUCGAGACAAUAGCCGAGCAGAUGUUGAAGUUAACCAACGAGAAGGAUUGUAUUGAAGAAAUGAUUAGCAUUAUCAGUGAAAUAGAAGCUCCACUAGAUGCCGAUUCACAUGACAGUCAGCAUAUUACUCUCAGCCAGAGUGUGGCACAUGAUGAUCCUCUCGUCAUGCUAAGAUGCCUCACCGUGUCGUGCGAAUUUCUCAAGAGAAUGCAGCUGUCAUUGCUCUCUCCCAGUCUACGAUCCUUACACGAUUUUCUGGUGUUACCUGCAGUACAGAAUGAAGACCCUGUUAUUCGAACUCAAGCCAUCACAGCUCUCGGUCUGUUAACCAUGUGUGAUGCAACGCUAGCCAAUCAACACGUCAUACUCUUUUUACAAGCUGCUCAACUGGAUGAUGAGUGUGUUCAAAUUGCUGCUCUCUGCGCUCUCUUUGAUCUCGUCUUAAUUUUUGGGUUUGAUUGUCUUUUGGAAUGUCGAAAGCAGGAGACAAAGAAAGAACACGAAGUAAUGAGUGAGAGCGAGACGAGUGCCAUUGGUGAGGCAACUGAAGAUGACAGUGGGGACGUUCGAGAAGAGGCGGAAGGGCAGAACACAGCCGAUGCUAUUCUUGCUAUUAUGUCAACACUACUUGACAACGACAGCUCGGAUGUACGUACUGUGUGUGCCGAGGGUGUUGCCAAGUUGUUACUGAAUGGUCGUCUGACAAGCAGGAAAUUGUUUUGUCAUCUCGUUCUACUUUGGUACAAUCCAACGAGUGAAGAUCUCACACGACUACGAGGCUGUCUCGGAACCUUCUUUCCCAUGUUCGCAUUUGCUUCAAGGGAGAAUCAAGAAUGUGUUGGCGAGGCUAUUGUUCCGGUGAUACGGACGCUGUUGGAGUGUCCUGCCACGUCUCCUCUCGUCACAGUUGAUGUCAAUAACGUCGCACAAUUCUUGACUCAGCUGACAAACCCGGACUAUCUAACAAACGGAAAAGAAGGAAACAAAGACGUAGCUGACGUUGGUGUUCACGGUGUGGUUGCUGUGAGUGUGUGUAGGGAGGCACUCGACUCAAGAAUCGAUGAGACAAAGUGUUGGUUGAAACUGUUGAACAUGCUGCAUAUUCCAACUACAGAGACGGAAACUGUUGACACGAUCCUGAGUCUCUGCCAUGAACUGAGGCAAUGUAUUGAUGACAAACAGACGAUACGGAUGUUGACCAAGUUUAUCUCUUCAAUCUCCGUUGCUAAUUCAGUUGAGAGUUCAGAAAGAGUCACCCAGUCUCCUACAAUUGUUCGUAUUGAAGAAAGUGAGAGUGAAGUUGAAAGGUCAGCAAUCGCCGAAAAACGUUCGAAAUCUCGAUCAUCAGUUGUGAGUGCAAAGAAGUCACCAGCCAAACAGUCUCAGCUUCAGUCGUUCUUCGAAUGUGAUGACGACGAUAACGACAUUGACUCGUGGGGAUCUUCAUCCGAAGAUCUGAAAACAUACUAGCAACUAGCUCGCGCGUACACCCAACGUCGGGAUUCCUCGGCACACCUAG